Messenger RNA from Lingula anatina, 2576 nucleotides. RefSeq lists its product as uncharacterized. The record is from RefSeq and is a predicted model, not a curated record. NCBI's taxonomy places the organism in Eukaryota, Metazoa, Brachiopoda, Lingulata, Lingulida, Lingulidae. Gene Ontology annotation, molecular function: sequence-specific double-stranded DNA binding; DNA-binding transcription factor activity, RNA polymerase II-specific. Gene Ontology annotation, biological process: regulation of DNA-templated transcription.
UUUCCAAGUUGCUCGAAGAUGAGAAAGCUGGGCUCUGAUUGGCUGAGCCCUACAAACCCGAACUGCACUGCGGGAUGAAAUCACAGUGUACUGUGAGAGACAGUGUCAAUACUCCCUUUAACACUCACUGAGCGCGCGAGCCAAGGAGGCAUCACGAUGCUGUCGUAUUUUCCCAACGCCGCCGCAGUGUCAUCAGUCACGGGAAAGAUGGAAAACAGAGUGUUUGGCAACUCUCCCGCCGCUCAUUUGGGGAGGGGUAUAGGUUUUACUCCGUUUUCGCAGCAUUCCUAUCCGACGCCCCUACCGGCGUGCGGGCCGUACGGGUAUGAAUUUCCCGGUGGAAACCUGGGGCACUCUUCCUUCAGCAUGGAAAGUCUACUACCCAGAGGCCAGGGAUCGCCUACCUCCCUUACACCAGGGUCUCGCAUAUCGUCUCAUCAUUCGCCAGAUCCCGGGUCAGAUCUCAAGGACGGCGAAAAAGAUGACUGUCACCCAAAGCGUCGACGCACGAGGACCAACUUCACCGGUUGGCAGCUAGAAGAGCUGGAACGCGCCUUUCAGGACAGUCACUACCCUGACGUCUUCAUGAGAGAAGCCCUCGCUCUAAGGCUGGACCUUGUAGAAUCUAGAGUACAGGUAUGGUUCCAAAAUCGCCGUGCGAAGUGGCGAAAAAGAGAACACACCAAGAAAGGUCCUGGUCGCCCUGCCCACAACGCCCAUCCACAAACGUGCAGCGGCGAGCCUAUAGAUCCCGAGGAAGUUCAACGCAGGGAGCAAGAGCGUCUGGAAAAGAAACGAAGAAAGCAAGAAGAAAGGAAGAAAAGGAUUGAAGAAAAAAAGCGAGUAUUGGGCUCCUCGAAAUGUGGCCUUAGUAGGGACUCAGACGUGUUGUUGUCACAGUCGCAGGACGUUGACAGCCGAAUAGACGACUCGGAAGAUGCUAUUGACGUCGUUGGUGACAACAGUGACGGUGACGCCUCACGAGCUUCGGAGGAGCCCUCCUCACAUGACGAAAAUAGUAACCGCGUUUUAACAUUCAGAAGUGCGUUUAGUAUUGACUGUCUUUUAGAAGCCCCGAAAGUCCCGCGGGGGAGAAGGCCAAAUUCAAAAUACCCGAGGGUACAGGCUAGCAAAUCAAUGAAUCCCUUUUCAUUAGGGAUGGUGCCUCUGUACCCUAUAAACCAGCCGGUUGGGUUUAUGGUGGAGCAAAUACCAGAGAACGAGGAAUCAGAACGACUUUCGGAGGCCCGCUCUCCACAGAACGUGCGGGUCGAGCCUGAAACGCACAACGGAACUGAGCCUGAAAAUAAUGAGUUUGCUGUUCUAGAUUACUCUGUUGUUUCUGAGCCGGAUUCAGAAAUGCCACAGAAACAAAACCAAUAAAAGUAAAUAUAACUAAGGUUUGAAGGACUAUUUUAACGUUGUGCAAACUUGAUGUGUAUGCCAAAAUUCCUUGAAAUGUAAUGAUGUUUCGUUCGUGCUGCUGAUAUGUUAUCAGUUUUGAUAUGUUUCAUUAAAAAACAUGCGCCGAGAUGGUUUUGCUCCGUAUGUUGUUUAUUUGAAAUAUGAAAUAUUGUAGAUACUUAGAUUCUGAGAAAAAAGGUCUUUAGUAACGACUGUAAACUGUCAGAAUACAGGAAUUUUACUAACAAGUCCAUUUGUAAACAUAAACAGUGUAAGAAGUACAACUGCCAAUAUUCGAGAUAUCUUGUAGAUGAAUAGCCGUCACGAACGUUUCAAUCAUGUAAAUGAAAGGACUCUAGAAAUAUUUUUUAAUAACUUAAUAUCCCAUGUCUGUUUAAGUCCACUGAUGAUGAAGUGUCCCACAGUUUAGACAAAAUUACAAUUUACACAAAGAAAUACAACAAUUUAUUAUCUUGGUUUUAUGGACAAGGCGUUAUUCCAUCAUCAGCCCAAAAAUUGCAAAGAUGAAAACAGCGUUUCUUAUCGAAAAUGUUAUGUACUUAAAUUCACGCUGUAACUCUGUCAUGCUUUUAAUCGAAGUGUACUCGGCGUAGCAUUCUUAAGGGGCCAAAACACGAACGGCAUUUUAUUGAGUUAGUUCUCUAGUUAGAAUCCCAUUUAGUGCCGUCUCAUUUUGUGGACAAGGCGUUCUUUUAAGUACAUAUAGCGUUCUUUAUUGAGUUACUCGUCUCACGGGCGUUUUGAUUUUGCCAGUCACACCAAAUAGCACUCCACUCUGCUGCAGUAGUUCACUUGGCUUUCUUGUCCUAGUCGUCAUCUGCGUAGCGUAAAAUGGGAUAAUGAAUAGCUGAAACCCCGAUACACAGACCGCCAUAAGCUGUAGUGAUUCGAGUAACUUAGUUUGUCGAGAGUCCAAUCAGAAAACCAUUACACUGAGAUAAAAUCAAAUAACUUGAAAAAAAGUAAUAGAUGCGAGAAGCGUAUCAGAUAGUUAUUAGCCAAAAGAAAAGCUUAAUGGAUAAUUUAUUGUGACAUAGCACAAGUCAGUUGGGAGAUUACACGUGCCACGUUUAUAAUGCAAUUAAUUCAAUUUAAUAAACACCUCGAAAUUAAAUCAAUGGUUAUUGCAGUUAUUGUUUCUUGAAUACGAU